Hepatospora eriocheir is the source of this 438-nucleotide messenger RNA. Lineage: Eukaryota; Fungi; Microsporidia; Hepatosporidae. The record is from the annotation of a GenBank genome assembly.
AUGGAGAAUUUAAAUUAUAUUAAAAGAUAUUAUGAAAGGUUGAAGAAAAAUAGUUUAAAUAAUAACUGUAUCAUAGAGGAAUUAUCAAAUUACUUAACGAAGAUUAUCAUUGUUUUUAAAUCUAAUUAUAUUAAAGAUUAUACUGCGCGUGAUUUUAAAAAUUUAAAGCAAGAAAUGUCGUGUUUUUUUAGAUUAUUAGAAGUUUCACCUUUAAAGAAAAUUCCUAGAAAUUGUAAUGUUUACACUUAUUAUGAGUUUGGAGUUUAUAAAAUAUCAAAGUUAAUACAACAAAACAUUGGGAAUUAUGAUGACUAUAAAAAAUGUGAAUGUGACAAAUUUAUAAAUAGAAUUGCAUUUUUAUAUUCUUUUAAUAGAAUGGUAUUUUAUUGUUAUAAAAAACAAGAUUUUAAUCUUUUAAAUUAUCUUCUUAGAAUAUAA